Molecule: messenger RNA, 1437 nt
Organism: Penicillium odoratum
Lineage: Eukaryota; Fungi; Ascomycota; Eurotiomycetes; Eurotiales; Aspergillaceae
Exons: 2
Coding region: 1-1437 (478 amino acids)
Source: RefSeq, a predicted model, not a curated record
AUGACAACCUCCAUAGCAUCUAUCGUACAAGCUUGUCUCCAACAACUUGAUCAUAUCAUUACCUCGCGGGGGCUUGAGAAGUUCCAGUCAGAGGUACUUCCUGGAUUGUGGCCCGAUGAGCUGGGUCGCUUGCGUGUUUGGACAGCGAAUAUUGGGGCGCACCAGACAGGCCAGGCAUCACUAGAUUAUCGAUUGCGCGACGCGUCUCAUCUGAAGGCCCAAACAUUGCGAGUCCUCGGUCGGCUUCAAAGAACUGUUCAAGAUCUCGAAUCUCUUUUACGGGGGACCUACCUUCAAGAAGGCUAUUCGAGUGACUCAGAUGACGACGACGAUGAAGGUUCAACCGAGGUUCAAAAAAUAUACUAUUCGCUGCGAGACACAAUCAAUAAUCUCUUCACUAAUUCCAUGUCGAUACUGUCACCAGCACAUCAUGAUAUAAUAAUUGGAAUCAAGAGGUCGGAUGCGGCCUCUUUUGAACCAUUUGACCGACAGCAUGUGGGAAAUAAGUUUCCCCUCUUGGAUGCUACUAUUCAAUGUCGUCUUGGUCUCGCGAUAUCACAGCGUCGGGCAACUCUACGAUACCGCGAACGCCACCACCUCAAGCUUGCACAGGGAUUGAAUCGGAUCAUCAAGGUGAAUGAUAUGGAAAAAAGCAAUUUGUGGAUGUUAUCGGAGAAAAUCGCCACGGAGGAUGUACCAAUUGAUCUUCAAUCAACUUUCUCACAGAUUUCUUACGCCAAGACAGUAAUGAAGGGCGGGAAAGGCAUGAUAGUUCCACCUCCUCCGGGAAAUUCCCUGAAAGGCGAUCCUUUUGAAUGCCCUUAUUGCUUUCUAAUUCUCAACAAUGUCGAUGACUGGCUGUCAUGGGAACAGCAUGUCUUCGAUGACCUUAUGCCGUAUAUAUGUGUUUUCGCCGAGUGCAAAACCCCUCACCGGCUUUUUGGAAGUCGUCAUGAAUGGUACACUCAUCUAAAAGCUCAGCAUGAAAUACCUGACGAUCUGGAUAUCUUGAUAGACUGUCCUCUAUGCCGCCUAUCCCUGAACUGCGGAAAGAUGCUCGAACAACACCUUGGGCAUCAUCUUGAAGAGCUUGCGCUUUUCGCUUUGCCACAGCCUAGAUCAAAUCAAAUUUCAAACUCUUACACAUCUGGAAUAUUGGAAGAAAACGCCACCCGUGGAGAACCGCAGUCAGAAGCUAUGCCGGAAACAAGAGAAACAACACACAAAAACUUCAAUAAAAAUCUCGUUCUGUCUGAGCCAUCCCAUGUUGAUCUCAAGGAGCCUCUGCAUUUCCGCGAUAUGCAAUACGAUAAAAAAUUAGCAAUUGAAAGUUUUGAGACUCAUGUUAACUACUGUCAAGUGUGCACCUCCACCCUUGAAAAAGAAGCCAACGGUCUAUCAAAGAUGGAAGCCAUUCCUCGCUCUUGGACAAAAUGA